Branchiostoma floridae (Florida lancelet) is the source of this 2187-nucleotide messenger RNA. RefSeq lists its product as uncharacterized. The coding region runs from base 109 to 1314 and encodes 401 amino acids. The record is from RefSeq and is a predicted model, not a curated record. The transcript is spliced from 5 exons. Lineage: Eukaryota; Metazoa; Chordata; Leptocardii; Amphioxiformes; Branchiostomatidae.
CCCCGCAUGGACACGCCCCUUUUUCUGCUCGCCAGGCUGCAAAUGGCCGCUCCGUACCUCCCUACUCCGAACUUCAACCCAGAGAUCAAAUUUACUCAGAUUUAAAAGAUGGCAUACCUACUGCAAGUCUGCGUGAAAGCGGGUCUGAAUCACCUUAACCCAACGCAGUUCAGCGAUUUUGAAGCAAGGAAGGAAAAAGUGUCAGUUUCCAACCCGGCCAAGUUUUUCCGCGAGCACGGUCGUGACUACCUCGUGUGCUGUGCUGACUUUAAAGACAAGGCACUUGUGUUGGCGAGACCAAAGGACUUGUCUAAAGUUAAGGCAGCUCCAUUCAUAAGAGAGCCCUUGAUGUCGACAGCUGAAGAACUACUCGUGAUACCAUUUUCCCAGUUGGCAGAUGUCGCUACUGAAGUUGCCAAAGACGUUGAACAUGUCACAACUAUUUUCCUCCAUCAUACAAUGCGAUGCGGAUCGACACUGCUGGUCAAAGCUCUACAAGCAAGUGGUGAGAUGCACACGAUUUCUGAAUCCGACGUGCACACCAAUUUCUCACGUUACGCCCUCCAAAAGGAUACAUCUUUGGAUGAGAAGGAAAUGCUCAUGACCGUCAUAAGACACACCAACACUCUUUUCAACUACUCCCUGUUACAGGACGAUCCUUCCAAAACAAUAACCUGUUACAAAUUGCGUGGCCAGGUUCUUCCCAUUGCAGACCUGUUGCAAACCGCAUUGCCAAGAGUGAAGAACAUCUUCCUGUAUCGGGACGUCAUCGGAUAUGUGGACUCUAACCUCCAUCUCAUGGCAGAGGGCCGCUAUUGGAAGUACUGGCUCCAAACUGCUCUUAAACGUGAUGUCAAGUAUGUUGAGAACAUAGGUGACAUAGUGUUCCCUGCUCCAUGGGAUGUCCCUGUGUUUACUUCCAUUCCCGUUACCCAUGGUGUCGUCUGGUUCUUUGCCUGUAUUUGGCUCAUGUUUAUGAAAAAAGCAAAUGAGCUGACGAAAGAUGACCCACAUAAAUGUUUCCAUGUGAUACUGAGAUACGAUGAGUUAUGUAGGUAUAAGGAGGGCAUGGUUCUGAAGGUCAUGGAUAUUCUCGGAAUCGGAUGUCGGGAUAAAGAUGCCAAACAUAAAAUACGAAAGGUUUUCGGUGUUGACAGUCAGGCGGGCCAUAGAUUGUCCAGUAGGGGGCCAAGUGGGGGAGGCAGCUGGGUGGGGGAGUGGGAGAUGGGUAUCAUCUUAAAGGUUAUUGAACAUGCUAACAUGGAAAUCCACCAACCAGACUUUGUAAUCAACGGAACUCUUACCCAGAUUUGAAAACAUUCGUAAUUAAAGCUACAGCAAGUUCACAAGAUGGAAAAAAAUAUAAAAUCUGAGGUGUUAUUUGUUAAUACUGCUGCCUUUAAUUCUUAUCAUCCUAAUGCUAACGUAUUUGACAAGGUGCAGAUAAAACAGGAUAUAAUUAUGCAUACUUAGAUAACUAUAUCAAUGUCCAAAUUCAGAUAUUAAUGAUCGAGGUUGACUCUGGAUUUUUUAUGUAUUUUACUUUGAGCAUGAACGCUUGGCUACCUAAAAGAUUGAUAUGUAUUGAAUAGAUAGAUCUUACAUCAGCUUGUUUACGCUACAAUGUACACAAAAAAUCUGUAGACAUUUCCAACAGAAAUAUGAAGGUCUAUUUAUCAUGUAAAAGGUACUGUGACAUCCUCAAUUGUAGCAAAUGUAACUGAACAUUCCACCCAAAUUUACUGCAAAAUAAGAAAAAAAAUGCUAAAAUUGAUUAGGCCAAAACAGGUAAAUUUUAUGGAUAAUUUUCUUUGCAGAUUACAAAAAUGAUUUGAUAGGGCAAAAAUAAGAUGGUAACAAGAUGGUUUGAUUUUCAAAAUAGACACCAUGAAUUCAUUCCUGUAUUCAAGAUGUGCACUGGUGUAGUAAAAGUGACAAUAAUGUGGUAGAUUGGUAUCACUUACAAAAUUGAUAACUACGUACAUGCACCCAUGGUUUCCAUAUUGUUGCCACUUUACAGCUAUCCAACAACUUUUACUUCUACUACUACAGUCAUGGCUACCAUGGUAGUGUCCGUACUACAUGUAUAUCAUCAGGCUACAUAUUUGCUCAUUUAGUGAUUUUUCGUCAUGUUGACCAUCUCCAAAGAAGAAAAAUUCUGUAUGAGUAAACGAAAGACACACGGUA